Rhopalosiphum maidis (corn leaf aphid) is the source of this 1024-nucleotide messenger RNA. RefSeq lists its product as uncharacterized. The coding region runs from base 208 to 837 and encodes 209 amino acids. The transcript is spliced from 7 exons. The record is from RefSeq and is a predicted model, not a curated record. NCBI's taxonomy places the organism in Eukaryota, Metazoa, Arthropoda, Insecta, Hemiptera, Aphididae.
UGGUCGUGAGUAUUCGAGGGAUAGAUCGGUUCUCUCCUCAGGUCAUUGUUAGACAUUGGAUUAACAGUGAUUUUUUAUUAAGUUAUUACUUAAAUUUGUUUUUAGUAAAUUAUUGCACAGCAUUGCUGUAGUUAUAGUUACAUACGUAUUCGACGCACUUAUUCAUCAGAUAAUUAUUUAUAACUAUUACAGAUCACUGCAGCAAUCAUGAAUAUGCUAAAACUAUUCUUCGUAUUCGCUACUUUGACGACGUUGGUGAAGUCUGAGAUUGCGGUCGAAUGGAUCUGCGAAGAUACCAGACAAAUGGGAAAUUGCAGUACCAUACCUAAGAUUACAGACUUACUUCAAAUGAUUUCUGAAAAUUAUGAGUAUCCAGACAUCUACUUUUGCCCAUUCAAUAUUGUGGAACGUCACACCAAGUGUAUGUAUUCUUACUUGUAUUAUUGUCAUACACAAAUUAAUAACGAUCUUAAGCAAAAUAUCCUGGAGAUGUAUAAUAAGCCACUUGAAGACUCAAAAAAUCUCUGCACCAAACGCCGGUCUUACAGGAAGGAAUUUAUAGAACACGUGUCUUGCUCGAAAGCAGUGUUAAAAGCUGAUCGUCAAUGGCAAAAUUAUGUGGACCAGCAAAAAUUAGAAAUUGGACAGAGCAUGGAAAACAUGGAACUCGAUCAGAAAUGCCUACUGAUCUGGGAUUAUUGGCACUCAACGAACAUGUAUAUUCGCACUCAAUGUGGGAUAAAGACCGAAAAGUUUCAUCGCCAAGUACUUGGGAACAUGUGGCCCCUAUCCUUAUUAAUUAAAUUGUGCAACGAUUUAUCAACUUAUGGAUCGUGAUGCGAUGUACAGUUCAAACCAAAUAUUUCGGACUAUCAACGACGGCUUUAAGCCACUGCUUCUCAAAUUUAUAUAAUUGCGUUAUCGCUUAUUAAUUUACUUUUAACGAUGAUUAACACAAAUUUGAUGUAUUUUUUUUUAUCUGAUUUUGUUUUAUUUAAUAAAAUACUAUAAUGCACUUACAAUA